GCGGGUAUCUAAACGCAAAUUUACUUCAAGGUCGUGGUUUUGACAUGUUUUCUCUGUCACCCUUCCUCUUCUUAUUAGUUUCGGAUUUCUGUUGAAUCCAUUUAAUCCAAAUUUUCCUUCUCACGACCAAGAAUAAUAAAUAUAGAUUCGGUAAUCGCUAGUCGUUUCUGCUGAUAAUAUUCUAUCAUGUCCAAGAAUUUUAUAGACAAACUUCGAAUAUUUGUUAGAGCUGGCAGUGGAGCAGCUGGAAGUCCAGCAAUUAAAGGUCAAGGAGGAAAUGGUGGAAGUGUAUAUCUGGAAGUUGAUGAAAAUCAAUCGCUUCUUAAAUUACUAGAGAGUAAUCCAACUAAACGUUUCAAGGCAGAACACGGAAUUGAGGCGAGUAAACGUCGUGGUCUAGUUAUCGGACAAAAUGGUAAAGAUUUGACUAUUGGAGUCCCUGCUGGGAUAACAGUUUUAUUCGGUGGUCAAGGAAAUUCACCAACCAGUGGGGCAGAACAACGAGUCAUUGGAAAUUUAGACAAACCCGGUCAAAAGUUACUUGUUGCACAGGGUGGUGUAGGUGGUUUCCGUCAAAAUGGUUAUAUUGGUUCACCUGGACAAGCGCAUAGUAUUGUGUUGGAUUUGAAGCUUAUGGCUGACUACAGUCUGAUAGGAUUUCCAAACUCUGGUAAAUCUAGUUUACUGAAAGCUUUAUCCGGUGCACCAGCAAAAAUUGCCAGCUAUGCAUUCACCACUAUCAAACCACAAAUUGCCUGUUGCAGGUAUUCAGAUCAUCGACGAAUCAGUUUGGCAGAUUUACCAGGUCUUGCUGAUAUAUACGCUCGUCAUGCUCCUGAUGAUAAUUAUAGUGAAGAACAUAGUAAUUGUAAAUCGAAUUCCUCGACUGCUGCCGCUGCCUCUUCUUCCUCUUCACUUCCAAGUUUACGGCAUACCAAUUUUUUGAAACAUGUUGAGCGUAGUUCAUGCAUUCUGCUUGUAUUAGAUUCUCUUGGAUUUUGUAAAGAUCAAAUUAGUCAUAGACGGAAUGCUUUAGCUGUUGCCUAUUUAGUUCUACAUCAAAUGGAGCGUUGGUCGAAUGGUCUACUACUUGAAAAGCCAAUUUCGUGUGUUUUAAACAAGAUUGAUGUUCCUGGUGCUAUGGACGAAGCAUUAGAGACAAAACACUGGCUUGAACGUAUGGAUUCACCUGAAGCGAAAAAGUACUCAAAACUGCCUUCACAACUGUUACCUCGUGCAACUCCGAAAUUUGAGUCGAUUGAAUUAGUUUCUGCAUUACAUCACACAAAUAUUCCUGAAUUGAAAGAAUCAUUACGUAAGUGGCUAGAUGAAAUUGAGCUAAGAAAGUACAAAGAUGACAUAGCUCAACAAAAAAAAGCCCAACAUAUUAAAGAAAAAAUUCACUGACCGAUAUUCAACCGACUUAUUAUUGAAUUCUUGUUUUCUGGUGAUUUAUCAUGUUUAUUAUUCAGACUUUUACUAACCCCACUGCUCAGUUCGAGUCCUCUAUUGAUUGCUGUACAUUAUCUGCAUAGUUAUAUGAUAGCAAAUAGAAUGAAUAGUAAAUUGAAUGAAAA
Molecule: messenger RNA, 1577 nt
Organism: Heterobilharzia americana
Lineage: Eukaryota; Metazoa; Platyhelminthes; Trematoda; Strigeidida; Schistosomatidae
Source: the annotation of a GenBank genome assembly